Messenger RNA from Fusarium coffeatum, 2025 nucleotides. RefSeq lists its product as uncharacterized. Gene Ontology annotation, cellular component: membrane. Lineage: Eukaryota; Fungi; Ascomycota; Sordariomycetes; Hypocreales; Nectriaceae. Gene Ontology annotation, biological process: nucleoside diphosphate catabolic process. Gene Ontology annotation, molecular function: nucleoside diphosphate phosphatase activity. The record is from RefSeq and is a predicted model, not a curated record. The transcript is spliced from 2 exons. Bases 1 to 2025 code for a protein of 674 amino acids.
AUGGGUAAAUCAUCGCAAUACGGCGUUAUCCUUGACGCCGGUUCCUCUGGAACCCGAGUGUAUGUUUACAAAUGGAAGAACCAUGCCAAAGCCGUCAAGGGGGCAUCCGCUGUUGAGCUCAAGUCUCUCCCCAAGAUUAAGCUCAAGGAAAACAAAAAGAUACAUCCUGGUGUCUCUAGCUUUGCCGAAAACCCGUCUCAGAUUGGACCCGACCAUCUACAACAACUGAUCGACAUUGCCCUCGAUGAAGUACCAGAUAGCAAGAUAUCCGAGACGCCUGUGUACCUUAUGGCGACGGCUGGUAUGCGCCUACUACCCAAACCCCAGCAAUCUGCACUUCUAAAGUCGAUGUGCACUUACUUACAAACGACUACGAAAUUCAUCCUUCCCGAUUGCGAUGCUCAUAUACAAGUCAUUUCCGGAGAAACAGAGGGUUUAUACGGCUGGAUUGCAGCAAAUUAUCUGCUGGGUGGUUUCGAUCAUCCUGAGGAACACGACCACGGCAAAAAUCACCACACAUACGGUUUCCUGGAUAUGGGUGGCGCAUCCGCACAGAUUGCCUUUGCCCCGAACGCUACCGAAUCUGCAAAACAUGCCGAUGACCUGAAGCUGGUGCGCAUGCGAACGCUUGAUGGAUCCCCUGCUGAGUACAAAGUUUUCACCGCGACCUGGCUCGGGUUUGGUGCCAAUCAAGCUCGCAGCCGUUACGUAGAACGUCUACAGGAACACUACAACACUGACGCUACCCAUGAACUACCUGACCCUUGUAUGCCCAAUGGCUUGCGAACCACUCUCGAUGGCGAACUUGUCCAAGGGACAUCCGACAAGACUAUAUUGGCUGGCACAGGAAAGUUUGACGAAUGCUUGACUGUGACGUAUCCUCUUCUGGGCAAGGAUAAACCUUGUGAAGAUCAGCCAUGUCUUGUCAACGGCCAGCAUGUGCCUGGCAUCGACUUUGAUAUCAACCAUUUUGUUGGGGUUUCUGAAUAUUGGCAUACAACACAUGGCGUUUUUGGAAAGAAGCAUAAAGCAUACGACUUGGCAACGUAUCAGAACAACGUCAUGGAAUAUUGCAGUCGCAAUUGGUCGGACAUUGAGAGCGAUCUGGACAAACGCAAGAAAUCGCCCGAGAAGAAGGCAGAAGAGGCGCGUUUGGCCUGCUUCAAGGCGUCGUGGCUCAUCAACAUGCUCUACGAUGGCAUUGGCAUUCCCCGAGUUGGACUUGAAGGAGGGGCAUCCAACGACACGGCAAAGGAUGAGGGAGAGAAGUCGUUCAACGACCCUUUCAAACCUGUGGACACUAUUGAUGGUAUCGAACUGAGUUGGACAUUGGGUAAAAUCGUCCUCUACGCCGCUGGACAGGUUCCUCCUUCGAGCUCCGAACUACCUGUUGGCUUUGGUAGCAACGUCGAAAAGGGAGUAGCGGAAGACUUUCAGCACGCCGGCUCCUCGCCUAUUUCUCCUCAUACCGGGAUAGAUGAUGACGAUGACAAUGAUCUGGAAGAUAUUCUCAAGAAGCCCGGAAAGUCCACCGGUGGUGUCAUAGCCUUCAUUGUCAUACUGUUACUCGCAGCUUAUUUCCUCCGUAAACCUGAGCGGAGGAGGAAAGUAUUUGGUAUGGUAAACCGUCGCAGACGCUCGGGGAAACAAGGACGUGGCUCCUCCUUGGUCAGCAAAAUUUUCGGUCGUCGGUCUGGGCCAUCAUAUGAAAGAGUUAUGGAGGAGGGUGACUUUGCCGAUUUUGAGCUGGGUGAGGUCGACUCGGAUGAUAACGACCCAUCGGAUAGCAGUAGUAAUGGAUCACGAAAGGGGCGAACAUCGGGUCUGGCAGCGCACAGUCUUUCUGCAGGCCGCGCUGACGAGCUUACUCGGCCGCCUUCAGCAAUGGACCGUGCUGGGCUCGUGGUGCGAACAGAAAGUCGAGAACGUCUAUCGCCUUCGUUGUUGAGCGCUGGUCGAAAGAGUCGCAACGGGAGCCCAACGCGUGCCAAGAGCCCUUUCAUGACACCUGUGCAGGAAGAUUAA